Sycon ciliatum is the source of this 4404-nucleotide messenger RNA. RefSeq lists its product as uncharacterized. NCBI's taxonomy places the organism in Eukaryota, Metazoa, Porifera, Calcarea, Leucosolenida, Sycettidae. Gene Ontology annotation, molecular function: protein binding. The record is from RefSeq and is a predicted model, not a curated record.
GCCAAGCCAGCUGCGCUGGAGUAACAGCGGUGGUUGCUCCAGUUUGUACGAGCAUAGCCUGCUUCCUCGGACCGAGUGAACAUUGGAAAGUAAUAGUUCAGCAGCAUCCAGCUCCAGCUUUGGUUUCCGCCAUCCGUCAAGUCAAGUCGCCGUGUGCACCCUUUCCGAAUUCGGUAUCGACGAGGCGUAUUGUGGCUUUCCUCUCCGAGGCUGGUCUGCAAUAAGCGACCGUCUUCGCCACUGGUAACUGCAUAAGGAACUUCGCUUGGUGCUGGAGCGGAGCAAGGCAGCCCGAAGAGCGACUGAAACUGGAUGCGUUUCGAAAAAAAGGGUGAACGGAGCAAGCUUCGACGCCAUUAUACAAGUUUUUGCGGGGAACGUCAGCAACGCCGCUUGUAGCUGCCCUGCUAGUUGAUGAAGCAAUGACACAACAAUGGAACCCAUUCGGCAGCUGACGUACGGGAUGCCGACUACGGUUCGAAGCAGAGUUCUGAAGUGAAAAGAUGGUCCGUGGCAGCUGUUGACACGAACACUCCCCAGUUAAGAGUUCGACCUUGUUACUAUGUGCUAGUCUUGCGUUACCCGUUUCUGCAGGCAUUGUGUUAGCAAUGCUACAGCGCACCUUGCAAACUACAUCACACGGCAAUGAAGGUCUGGCCCGGACGUCACAAGCAACCUCCAUCACCACCACCUGUACCACCAACACAUCAAUGACGACGACGGUGGCUAGCGCUGCACUAGGCUUGCCAAUGCGGCGCGGCGCUGGCGGCGGAGAUAGUGAAGCGCUGUGCAACAUGCACGAAUCGCUUUUCCGGCUCGUGUUCCUCUGCUCGGAAAGUGAGCUGUCUGAUUUUGACAGUAACGGAGAUUCCAGUGACGAUGAAGACUGGACACCGCUUGCUGCUGUGAGGCAAUAUUUCAUGAAGCGGACGCCACCACUUAUAGUUCCGCGUGCAGAAACACAUACUGGCUGCUCUCCUGGCUCCGACGCCCGGGUGAAACUUGAAACACCUCCGCCUCCACCACAGGAUGUGGAGAUCAAGUUGGAUGAAGGCACGGCGUGGACGUGGGGUAAGACGGUGACGCCUAUUGCCUCUGCCGCCACCGCGGACGUGUCGUGCUCGGAUACAGCUGGGGAAGACGACGCGGUGGCCCAGGCGUACUCCAUCCGCAUCACUGUGUCUUGCGCGGGUGAUAAGCCGCCGACUCGCCGUAUCGUGCUCGUGCCCGUGCCCAGCGUCGGCGAGCACCUAACGCAGGCAAACGAUAGCUCGUGUGUCCUAUCACGCACGACCCUCGCACCAACGGCAGAGCCGCACGAAUGCGUGCCCAGCUCGGACGAUGACAAGAACACAGCAGGAGCGCUGCUACCAAACAUCACUCGAACACCUAGGGACCAUCAGCACAAGCCACCACGGCCAUUCACACCCAAACAUCAUUAUCCGUGCCCAACUGGCGAGCCCGUCGCAUGCCCCGUGCACCGGGCACCAUUAACUCCAACGCCGCCGGAACAUCACGACCACCAGCGCCAUUGCCCGCCUGACAAGCCCAUCACAUCGCAGGGUUGGCGACCAUCGGCGAUACCAGUCUUGGGACUGCAAGACGACCAUCAUCAUCGUGGCCAUGACAACGUAGACGGUGAGCCACUAGCGUCGAUACGGCAGAGUCGCCGGCACCGCUUACUACAAUGCCUUAAGGUGCCCGACUGCCGCCGCCGUCAACGCUUUAAGCACAAGCAGGCAAGUCCCGCCAGCGCCAGCAUUGGCACUAGCACUAGCUCCGACACCAACACUCCCAGUACUCCAUACAUGUGUCUGGUGGACACUCUGGGCGGCAAGUCGUCUAGUGACGGCCAGUUUCCGUUUCACCUGCAGUACGACGAGUAUCGGCGCUAUCCGCGGCGAUCGAAGCUGCCGGGCAGGUCGUACGACGAGGAUGCGUGCAACGACACCACAUGCGAAGAGUACAGGCACUUCACAAGCUUGAAGCCACUGGCCAGUGUGGUGGCUGGUAUGCCACUGCAGGCGAGUGUAUACGCACCACGACACGGAGUACCCGCCGAGCUGGCCAUUCACCCGUCGCGUAUCCACGACGCCGGCCUGGGGGUGUUUGCACGUCACCCGAUUCCGGUGGGCACACUGCUCGGCGCCUACGCCGGCGAAAUCAUACCCAUCCGUAAACUCCAGCCGGCCCGCGAUCCCACCUACAUGUGGGAGGUGGUGUGUCGUAGGACGGGCGAACGCUACGUAAUCGACGGCAUGGAUCCGGCCACAGCAAACUGGAUGCGCUACGUGAACUGUGCCAACUCCGAAUCGGAGCAGAACCUGAUUGCCUUCCAGCACAAUCGGUGUAUCUACUAUCGCACUGCGUGUGAUAUAGCCACUGGAACUGAGCUGCUCAUCUGGUACGGAGGACGCUAUGCAAAGCAGCUCGGGAUCACGAACGGGUCGUUAUUUCGCUUGGAUUCUCUCACUGUCGCAGAACAUGCCACACUAGCCGUUCCCAUGCCAGGCGUGUUCUUGCACAAAGCUGCUACCGUGUGCAACGCGCAAAUGAAGUAAAGUUCUGAUAAUGUUCCCCCGUGGGCCUGCUGUUUCCGAUAACGGGCAUUCGACAACGUUUCCAGUGCUCUUGCGGUGAACCCUACCGUGUGCAUCACUGCUCAUGGUGAGUCCGAUUGAUUAGACGCAUCUGAUAAUGUUCCCAGGACGCUGCUGUUUCUGACGGCGCAUUCCUCUCCUCUCCCAAUCUUUUCCGAUAACGUGCAUUCGCAUCAGUACCGCCGUCACCACCAGUCAACUGCCUUCGAUCCAACAGUUGGGUUUGUUCUUUUGGUUUUCGGAUUCAGAACAGCCAUAGUGAUUUCUAUCGGUAUCGGUGUCUCCACCAGUUGACUGACUGCCUUCAAUCCCGCACUGGGAUUUGGUCUUUGGUUUUCGGAUUCAAACAGCCAUAGUGAUUUCUAUCGGUAUCGGUGUCAUCACCAGUUGACUGAGUGCCUUCAAUCCCGCACUGGGAUUUCGUCUUUGGUUUUCGGAUUCAAACAGCCAUAGUAAUUUCUAUCAGUAUCGGUGUCAUCACCAGUUGACUGAGUGCCUUCGAUCCAACAGUUGGGUUUGUUCUUUUGGUUUUCGGAUUCAGAACAGUCAUAGUGAUUUCUAUCAGUAUCGGUGUCAUCACCAGUUGACUGAGUGCCUUCAAUCCCGCACUGGGAUUUGGUCUUUGGUUUUCGCAUUCAAACAGCCAUAGCGAUUUCUAUCAGUAUCGGUGUCAUCGCCAGUUGACUGAGUGCCUUCAAUCCCGCACUGGGAUUUCCUCUUUGGUUUUCGCAUUCAAAACCAGCACCACUGGCUUCUAGAAUUCAGAAUGGCGACGAUGAUUUCUAUGGCUAUCGUUGUCCUCACCAGUCGAGUGCCUUCAUUCCUACACUGGACUCUACCUAUUACUCUGUUAGGACGACUCUGGUGGAGUAAGAAAGUGUGUGAUCCGAAUUACCCACUUCACUAGUCGUUCGCAAUCUCUUUCUCAAUGUUUUAUCACCUUUUUUUUAACCACCAUAAAUGAAUGCUUUUUUGCAUGGGCUGUUUGUUAGAUAACACACACGCAGACACACACAUACAAACACACAUAUACAAACACACACACACACACACACACACACAUGCACGCGCGCGCGCGCACACACAGACACCUCCCCCCCCCCCCCCCACACACACACGCACACUUUGCUGAUCAAUUCAUUGGACAUUGUUUUCCUCUCCAUUUCUCUAGAUUUUUCACUCAUUUUAGUACAGCAAAUACAUCGCUAGGGUUUUGCAUAGAUUUUGGCAUGCUAAGUAGCAGCCCCUCUUAGGUUUAUGUAGGGUUUUGCAUCCUCUCUUAGGUUUAUGUAGGGUUUUGCAUAGAUUUUGGCAUGCAAAGUAGCAGCCCCUCUUAGGUUUAUGUAGGGUUUUGGAUAGAUUUUGACAUGCUAAGUACAGGCUCAACCUCGUUCGUAGAUCGUCUCUAGGCCAUCAAAUACUUCGAAGUAAUUUAAAUGUGUCUCAUGAAACUCUGGCAGCAUGACUUUCAACAAAAGGUGCAAGAAGCCCGAUUCACACUUAUAAUUAUGGGCUACUGUCACCCUCAAUACCGUUGCACAACAUAAAUUAUCGGCACUUGAAAUACUUCCAAAUUGUUGUUUUGGUAAUUCUGUCGCGGCAGAAUUUCAAGUUGACGUCAUUUUUAUGAUGCAAUGUGUGCUGUAAACGUGUAUCAUCAGACAUACCCUGAACCUGGUGCUGGACAAAUCCCCGCUUUAUCCUUUACAAAUUAGUUUGAGGAAACACGUGUGAUGCGCUGACACCCCGUACAUAAGUCGUAACUCGCGCAUGCGAGGAGCAUCGCAUCGUAAAAAAACAUGUC